AAGGAAAUGUUAGCAUCAAAGUAACAGGUAACGCUCUGCUCUUCCUUCUCCAUCACCAUAACAAAGCAUAAGCAAUGUGAUUUUACAACUGAAACACGAAAAUCCAAAAAAGAGAAAAAGAGAAUGUUUAGGUUGCAUAAGCUAAAGUCUCAGAAAUCUGGAGAAAGACUCAAUUUCAAGUUCUUCAACUUUCAUGCUCUUCAGGUACCAAAAGGAUGGGACAAGCUGUAUGUGUCAAUAGUGUCUACAGAAACAGGAAAGACACUUACUAAAUCAGGGAAAGCAUCUGUAAGGAAUGCAAGUUGUCAAUGGACAGAGACUUUAUCAGAGUCUAUUUGGAUUUCCCGCCAUGAUUCUUCGAAACAGAUUGGAGACUGCUUCUUUAAGCUUGUUGUCUCAAUGGGGUCGGCUAGAAGUAGUAUUCUUGGAGAGGCCACUGUUAAUUUGGCUAGCUACAAGAAUUCAAAAACUGCUGUUCCUGUUUCGUUAUCGCUGAAAAAAUGUAACCAUGGAACCAUCUUACAAGUGAGUCACCAAUCAAGUCUUUGCGAUAGAUAUGAAGUUUAUUUACUACUAGAGUAUCUUAUAGCUUUUCGUUUUCAGGUCAAAAUUCAAUGUCUAACACCAAGAGCGAACCUCAGGGAGGAGCAGUCAGAAGAGACAGAUUCACAUAUGGAGGAUGUGAAUGUUGAUUGUGAUGAUGUGGAAAGUAAAUCAGAUGUUUCUGAUAAUUCAUUGACCAAAAGUAUUGGAUCCUCUUCCAGUAGCCAUUUGGAUAGUUCAUCCCAUGCAGGAGAACUACUUAAUAGGGAUUUCAGUUUCUCAGCGUCAGGUUCACGUUAUAGCUUCGACUCGACAGACGGUUCCUUGGGUAGGGAAACUUACUCCCCACUAAAUAACUUAACUGGCAUCAUGAAUAAUCAGAUUGGAAGACAAGAUUCAACCGGCUCCCAAAACAGUUCUCACGGAUCUUAUUCUUUUAAUGAUUCUUCAAGAUCAAAUCAAUCAUCCUUUAACUCAAAGGUGUUGGCCUCGCGAAGCAGCCUUCAGAUUCAAAGGGAUGAAUUUAAUCAGGUUUCUCGGUCUGUUGCCUCAUCACCCUUGCGGAAUGCAGGUUCAUCUAAGGACCUUCUGGAAGCUGCAGAAGCUAAAAUUGAGGAACUUCGAGCUGAAGCUAGGAUGUGGGAACAAAAUGCUCGAAAGUUAAUGAAUGAUCUAGAAAAAUUGCGUAAGGAAUUAUCAGACCAGUCAAAGUGCCAGGCCAGUCUUGAAAUGGAGCUUUCAGAAUCACGCAGAGAAUGUGAUGGCUUAAAACAGGAGAUUGAGCAAGUGAAGAUCUUGUUGGAGGAAUCUCUGGUGAAGCAAAAAUCUGCUGAGAAUAUGGAGCUUCAGGCCAAAGAUAUGGGCAAUCUUCAGAAAGAAUUGGAAGAUGAAGUGAGGUUUGAGAAAGAGUCAAAUGCUAACUUGGCUUUACAGCUAAAGAAAACCCAAGAGUCGAACAUUGAGCUUGUUUCUAUACUUCAGGAACUAGAAGAUACUAUAGAAAAACUGAAAAUGGAAAUUGCUAAUUUAUCAAAGGUCGAAUCCAAUGAUAAGAAUGUUGGAGAGUGCACCGCUGUACUUGAGCAAAAGCCAAAUGAGGAAGUUUUAGAGAAUAAUACGAGCGAACUCUCCUGUGUUUCAGUUCUGGAAAGCAGUACUACUGUAGGGGACUCACCUGCAAGUUUUGGACCAGAGGACAAGAGGAACACAGAGCUGGAGAUAAGGGAGUUUCAAGAAUUACAAAAUAAUUUAGAAUGCACUAUCCAGUUUCUGGAAAAAUCACUGCAGGAAAAAGUCCAAGAGUUAGAGGCUGCAGAAGUUUUGAAGACUCAAACUCUAAUGGAAUGUGAAGCUCAAUGGAGAGAUAAGUUAGCUGUAAAAGAGGAAGAAAUCAUCAAUUUGAAAUCAAAGUUAUCUGAAGCUCUCAAGGUUGAUAAUUUUGAAAAUGGAGCCGAUAAGAAUCUGAUUAAAGAGGUUGAAGUUCUGAAGCAGAAGAUAGAGGAGCUUGAGAAAGAUUGCAAUGAGCUUACUGAUGAAAAUCUAGAACUUCUUCUUAAGCUCAAAGAAUCAGAAAAGGAUCUCCCCAUCUGUGGUGCUUCAUCUAAUCAUUUAUCAAAUGAAUACGAAGAGAAUAGUUCUCUUUCUAUCUCUGAAUCUGAAGUAAGCAAAAUGAUAUCCCUAAAAGGCAUGCUUGAAGAAGAGCUGAACAAGAAAGAAAUGUUUAUUGAACAACUGUCCACUGACCACUUGAAGAUCCAAUGUACAGAUCUUGAAAAGAAGUGUGCUGACCUGGAGCUUCAUUUACAGGAUUUCAAGGACAAAACAAGUUACCUUGAUGGUGAACUCUCUAUAUAUCAUGCUAGAGCAGAAGAGCAAGGAAUUGAGAUCACUGCACUACGACAACAACUGGAAUCAUUCCAAGGGAAGGAAACUGAGACAAAGAGCCAUCUCACUGACAACUUUAAAGACAUCAUGAUUUCCCAGUCCGAGGAUGCUGUUGAAAUGUCCAAAACACUAUCCGAGUUACAUGAACAGAUUCAGUCAUGUCUAGCCAAUCUAAAGAAGCAACAUUUUAACUUGUAUAUGCCUGCAAACACUGAAUGUUACUAUAGUUAUAGCAACUCACAGAUUUUAAAUGGUACAGAUUCGUGUUGUCAAAAAGAACAAGUUGUGACUAUCUUGAACAGUUUCAUCCAGCUAAAAGAUUUGUUUGAAGCAAAUAUUACCACAUGCAAUGGUGAAGUAAAGCAAAAUGGAGAAAUCAGAGCAAUGGCAGCAUAUGUUAAUGAGGUUCAGAACAAAUUGGAGGAUUCUGAUUUAAUAGCGAACACUUCUAGCACUUCUAGUUCGGGAGAAAAGAGUCUGCAAAUGAAGUCUAAACCUGAAAUUGCAGGUUCAAGUAAGGAGAUUUUGGAAAACAAAUUUGAGAUAGACAAACAUAAAUCUGAUAAUUUGUUGAAGGAGCAAGAGGUGGAAGCUCUAAGAUGUUGCCAAAGGCAGUUAGAAACUCAAAUCUCUAUUCUUCAAAAUGAGAAAAGGCGGUUGGAGGAAAACAUGGAAGUUGUGCAGAAAAGAGGUAUGAUGUCAUCAAGUUGCUUGGAUGAUUCAAAUAAUGAAAUUAUGAUGUUCAAUAGUAGUAGGAUGAUGUCAACUGGCUUGGAUGCUUCACAAAAUCAAAUAUUGGUGCUUAAUAGUAGCAAGGAUUCCCAUGUUUCAACCAGUGAGAUUCCUACAAGGAUGUCAGAGCUAGAAAGCAGCAAAAGUGAAAUGGAAAUCCACUUGGCUGAACUAGAAAAAGAAAAUAUAGAGUUAUCAGAACGAAUUUGUGGCUUGGAAGCACAAUUAAGAUACUUGACUGAUGAGAGGGAGUCGAGCCGCUUGGAACUGCAAAAUUCAGAAUCAUGUGCUUUAAAUCUCCAAAAUGAAAUGAGAAGAUUGGAGAGUGAAUGGGAGACAGACAAGGGUGAUAGAAAGCAAAAGUUGCAGGAAAUGCAAAACAUGUGGUUAGAAGCUCAAUCAGAGAAUGAAUAUCUGAAAAUAGCAAAUCUAAAAUUACAAACUACAGCUGAAAGUCUUAUUGAUGAGUGUAGUUUGCUUCAGAAAUCACUAUUAGAGCUAAGGAAGCAAAAAAUAGAGUUACAUGAGCAUUGUACAAUCUUGGAAGCUGAACUGAGGGAGUCACAAAAAGGCUUUUCUGAUAUGUUAAAGGAAGUUGAAGCUCUCGAGAGAAAAUAUAUUUUGAUUUUGGAAGAAAUAGCCUCAAAAGAGAAAGCCCUUGCUUUAGAAGUAGAUGUGCUUCUUCAAGAUAACAAACAGUACAAGGAAAAACUUGAGGAAGAGACCUCGCUGAAUCAGAUUUACUUGGAGAAGGCAGUUGAAGUUGAAAAUCUUCAAAAAGAGGUUGCACACAUUACUGAACAUAUGUCCACUACUUGCGAUGAAAAGGAAAGAACAGCUGCAGCAGCUGUUGUUGAAGUAUCUAGAUUACGUGCAGAUAGAGCUACGCUUGAAGCUUCAUUACACACUGUCAGAGGAAAACUUAGAUUAUCUGAGAGUAACCUCAGUACCCUCCAGAUGGAAUCAGAAACAAAAUUGUUAGGACUUCAGAAUGAGCUUGCAGCUUCCAGACAAAACCAGGAAAUUCUGAUGGCUGACAAUGAAAAGCUAUUGGAAUUGUUGGAAGAUGUGAAAUCCAAUGAAGAUAAGUAUAAAAGUAUUGUUAGGGGGCUUGAGUUAAAACUUAAGGCUACUGCAUAUGAGGGGCUACAACUAAAAGAAGAAAUUUGUAGCCUUAGGGUUCAAUUGCAGAAAACAGCAUUACUUGAAGAUGAAAUUCUGGCUCUUAAGAAAUCACUUAAUGAGGUCCAAUUCGAAAAUCAAAGACUGGAAGUUUCACUGCAGAUGCUAUCUGGGGAUUAUGAAGAGCUCAUGGCUGCAAAGAUGCAACUAUUACAGAUGAUAUCCGACAUGCAGAAGGCUGUCGCUGAAUUAGAGCACUGCCGACGUAGUAAAGUUUCCCUUGAGGAAAAGAUUUUACGGCUGGAAGGGGAUUUAACUGCAAGAGAGGCACUUGGUGGUCAGGAUGCUGAGUUGAAAAAUGAGUUGGCCCGAGUUAAACGAGCAAACAAUGAACUACACAGGAAGAUAAGACACCUUCAGGAAGAGAACCAAGAGUACAUUCAGAGAACUCAAACUUGUGAAGGGGAGCUAGAGCAGAGAAUAGAAGCAAAACAGAUUUCAGAAAAUUCUAGUGGUGCUAGUCGACACCUUUAUCCAGAAUCCAAUGCCAUUAGUAAUUCGACCUCUGAUGAAUUGAAGCUCUCACAGGGUGAUGUCAAAUGUAAUUGUGCUCCUGGAAGUUCCCAGGUUAUAGGAAUUGAAUAUUUGUCAAAACUGCAGCUGCUAGAAACUAAACUAGCAGAGGCUUUGGAGGCAAAUGACAUGUACAAAGUGCAGCUAAAGAGUUUCUUGUUGGAGGAAUGCAGCAAUCAUUCAAAUAAAGCAGGGAAAGAGUUCGAGGGCAGUGCAUCCACUCUUGAGAUAGAGUUAAGAGAUUUGCAGGAACGCUACUUCCACAUGAGCCUUAAAUGUGCAGAGGUUGAAUCUGAACGUGAGCAACUAGUGCUGAAACUCAGGACUGUCAGUAAUGGAAGAAGCUGAUUUUUCUUCUUUUUUUUGCCAGGGUCUUCAGUGUCUACUACCAUUACAGAUUACUAUUUCUUUUUCUUUUUUUUCCAAACUAGUGUAAUUCUUGUAGAUUCUGUAACAAGCCAAGCGUUAUUCAAUUGAAAAGAAUAACAUCCAUAUAGUUCAAAGCAAUCCAUGAGGUAGCAAAGGUUGCCUUACUGUAACAACAAACACUUGCAUGUUUGAGAAAUGCAGCCCUAACAAUCAAUAGUAAGCUUCAUCACAA
Messenger RNA from Ricinus communis (castor bean), 5455 nucleotides. Its product is annotated as myosin-4. NCBI's taxonomy places the organism in Eukaryota, Viridiplantae, Streptophyta, Magnoliopsida, Malpighiales, Euphorbiaceae. The coding region runs from base 124 to 5202 and encodes 1692 amino acids. The transcript has 8 exons. The record is from RefSeq and is a predicted model, not a curated record.